AUGAUUAUUCCGGUCCCUGCCGGCCGGUGGCGGUAAUACACCUUUAGGCUGUUUGCCACGUGUGAAUGAUCGAAAGAAGAAGAGGAAGCAGGAAGUGUUGGUCGGUCCGGUUUGUUUGUUUAGAGAAACGCAGCCGUCCGGCAGUCUGUGACACCGGGACCCUGUCGCGACGCUCCAUGGCGGCGGUGGACGUGGAGGAUGAGAGCAUCCUGGCAUCCAUCUUCAGGGACAGCUUCCCGGACAGCUGGAGGGAGAACCCGGACUUCGCGGCCUACCUGUCGGAGCUCAGCAGCUUCGGGGUGGAGAAGCUGGGCCGGGAGCCGGAGCGGCUGGCGGAGGAGCGGGCUCAGAUCCUGCAGCAGACCCGUGAGCUGGCCUUCUCCAACUACCAGACCUUCAUCCGCACCGCCGACUGCACCGAGCACAUCUACCGGGACUUCGGCCGUGUGGAGAGCAGCGUGUCCCGGCUGCUGGACAAGCUGCCCCGCUUCGGGGAGAGAUGCAGGGGUUUCAUGAAGGAGGCGGAGGAGAUCGGAGUGAGCCGUCGGAUGAACAGCCUCACGCUGAACCGCCACACAGAGAUCCUGGAGAUUUUAGAGAUCCCUCAGCUCAUGGAUACCUGCGUCCGGAACGGCUACUACGAGGAGGCCCUGGAGCUGGCGGCAUAUGUCAAGAGGCUGGAGAAAAAGCACUCAUCGCUGCCCGUCAUCCAGGGUAUCGUGCAUGAAGUGCGUCAGUCCGCUCAGCUGAUGCUCAACCAGCUGUUGCAGCAGCUUCGCAGCAACUCCCAGCUUCCCGUGUGCCUCCGUGUCAUCGGUUACCUGCGGCGCAUGGACGUGUUUACGGAGGCGGAGCUGCGGGUGAAGUUCCUGCAGGCUCGUGGCACCUGGCUGCACUCCAUCCUUGCCGCCGUCCCCGAAGACGACGCCUACUUCCACAUCACCAAGACCAUCGAGGCCUGCAGAGUGCACCUGUUUGACAUCAUCACCCAGUACAGAGCCAUCUUCUCUGACGAGGACCCGCUGGUGCCCCCCACCGCUGGGCUCGUGGCUGUGAACGAGGGUGCCAUCUUCCACGGCUGGGUGGUGCAGAAGGUGGCGGAGUUCCUGGAGACCUUAGAGAGGGACCUACAGCGGGGGGUGGGGAGCCGCCUGGACUCCCUGCUGGGUCAGUGCAUGUACUUCGGUUUGUCCUUCAGCAGGGUGGGGGCGGACUUCCGCGGGCAGCUGGCACCCAUGUUCCAGCGGGUGGCAGUGGACACGUUCCGAGGGGCCGUGCAGGAGGCGGUGGAAAAGUUCCAGGAGGACAUGAACCUGUACACGCUCAUCGCCCUGCCCUCGGUGCUGGGGGGAACCAUCCCCUCUGUGGCACCUGCCCCGCAGCCUGGCACCCUGCAGCCCCCCAUGUCCCUGCUGGACUUCCAGCCACUCGCCUGCUUCCUCAACAACAUCCUGACUGCCUUCAACGAUCUCCGGCUCUGCUGCCCCAGUGGAGUGGUAGAGGGUGUCACCAAGUGCCUCGAGGAAGCCUUGAAGAUGGUGACUCGUCAGAUUCUGGUGUUUCACCGGGCGGAGGAGACGGCCUUCAGCAGCCAGGAGAAGGAGCUGUUUGUGCAGUUCUGCUGCGCAUAUGCUGAAGACCUGGUGCCGUUCCUAAACCGCUGCCUGCAGGUCCUAUUUCCUCCGGCUCAGCUCGCUCUCAUUCUGGGUGUUCCUCCCACUCAGCUGCACAGGUACGGCAGUCUGGGCUCCAUCGACCUCGCUGCGGUUCUCGAGCCUCUGGCCUUCGUGCUUCCUCAGAAGGAGACCCCGUUGCCUUCGCUGCCGCUGCCAGAGGUCGAUGUUGCGGCCGAACUGGGUAGGCUGACAUUUGAGGCGGAGCCCAAAGAACCAGCGGCAGAUCCAGACCCGACAUUGACCCGGUCUAGCCUCAGAGACUCAGAGCCGAAACAGGACGAGGAUCGGGUGAUGGCCUCCGUCAACACUAAAUGAUUAAUAUUUUUCUAUGUGUAAAAAAAAGGCUUUAAUGGUCUCAUUUCUUAUUUAAAGGUUUACUCACCAGUUUGGAAAGAAAACGUUUGUUAGUCUUUAAUGACCCGUUUUCCAUCGAUGAGGGGAUCCACCUGAUUCUAGCUUUUUUUUUCUGUACUUUAAGGAGGAAAAACAUAGUUUCUAUUUCCUGUUACUGUGUCGGGGGCGCUGUUAGCACAGCCCGCUUUAGCCGUCCCUGUUCUGUACUUUCUCCUGAGUCUUGGUCUCCUUUGCGUCACAACUGAGCGCCUUUUUGCUGAUGCAGCUGGGAGUUGUAGUCCAUCUACGGUGUCUGAUUUAUUUGGUGGAUUUCUUUAAAUAUGUUUAAGGGUUACCUGAGAAUGUGUCUGUACUCUGAAAUAAUGCAAACAGAUUCACUCUGAUGUCACACUCAAAGAUUUAAUGGAAAUCAAUAAAGAUACAAUAUUCUGA
This is a messenger RNA of Archocentrus centrarchus (flier cichlid), 2462 nucleotides long. It is a transcript of the gene cog8, whose product is annotated as component of oligomeric golgi complex 8. Gene Ontology annotation, biological process: intra-Golgi vesicle-mediated transport. The coding region runs from base 66 to 1991 and encodes 641 amino acids. The transcript has 5 exons. Gene Ontology annotation, cellular component: COG complex. Lineage: Eukaryota; Metazoa; Chordata; Actinopteri; Cichliformes; Cichlidae. The record is from RefSeq and is a predicted model, not a curated record.